Molecule: messenger RNA, 491 nt
Organism: Asparagus officinalis (garden asparagus)
Lineage: Eukaryota; Viridiplantae; Streptophyta; Magnoliopsida; Asparagales; Asparagaceae
Product: alpha,alpha-trehalose-phosphate synthase [UDP-forming] 1-like
Exons: 2
Biological process (GO): trehalose biosynthetic process
Cellular component (GO): cytosol
Molecular function (GO): catalytic activity
Source: RefSeq, a predicted model, not a curated record
GGGUAAAGGAGGUAGACGCUAAAUGGAUCGGAUGGGUCGGUGUAAAUGUGCCAGAUGAAAUUUGGCAGAGAGCUCUUACAAAAGCUCUAGCUGAAAAGAGAUGCAUUCCAGUUUUCCUUGAUGAGGAAAUAGUGCACCAAUAUUACAAUGGAUACUGUAACAACAUCCUAUGGCCUCUCUUCCAUUACCUCGGACUCCCUCAAGAAGAUCGAUUAGCCACAACCCGUAGCUUCCAGUCUCAGUUUGAUGCAUACAAGAGGGCAAACCAGAUGUUUGCUGAUGUUGACAAUGAGCACUAUGAAGAGGGGGAUGUUGUUUGGUGCCAUGAUUAUCAUCUAAUGUUUCUUCCCAAAUGUUUGAAGGAAUAUAACAGCAAUAUGAAAGUUGGAUGGUUUCUUCAUACACCGUUCCCUUCUUCUGAGAUUCAUAGGACUAUUCCAUCUCGUUCAGAUUUGUUGAGAUCUGUUCUUGCGGCUGAUUUAGUUGGGUGA